UUUUUUGUUCAUAUGUGCAUGUUUUAAAAACGCUUUAAAAUGCCACAACUCUAUCUCUCCACAUUAUGUACAUUACAUACAAACUUUUGUAGUUGCAUAAUAUCAGUGGGACUAAGUAAAACAAAAAUAAUGUUAUUGAGCCUUAACUCUUGGUUGCCAUGCGGAUAUGGUACUGUCGGUGAAAUGUUGGCUUAGUUUUUUUUUUAGUUAGUUAUCAAUCCCAUGGAAACAACAUCACUAUAAUGAUGAAUUUCAUUUUCUAAUUUAUUAACUUAUUGGAAUCAUUGGAUAGUGGGUAUUUUCAUUCGAAGAUAGAUUAGAUAACUCGACAUGAGAUAACACCAUUUGCAAACGACUAAGUGAAUACGAAAGGACCUUGGUUGAAUAUUUUGUCAGUAGAGGUGGAAGAAUGGGUAUGUUGGGUGUUGCAUUGGCUAGUAUGUUGUUAGGCCUAGUGGCUGGACAUGGUCGUCUCAUAGAUCCUGCUGCAAGAAAUUCUAUGUGGAGAUAUGGUUUCAGCAACCCACCAAACUAUAAUGACAAUGAGUUAUUUUGCGGAGGCUUCCAGAACCAGAAAACCUUAGGAGGAAAAUGUGGAGUAUGCGGCGACCCCUACCAAGGUCCAAGACCACACGAGGCAGGGGGCAAGUAUGCAAAUGGGAUCAGUGCUAAGACCUACAAACAAGGACAGGUUGCAGAGGUCAAGGUUGAACUAACAACUGGCCACUUGGGUUGGAUGGAAUUUAGGUUAUGCAAAUGGGACAAUCCCACUAAAGUAAUCACUAAGGAUUGUCUUGAUAAGAAUGUACUACAGCUAGCCGAUGGUUCAGGCACCAGGGUCCCUAUCGAUAACACAAAGAGGUUCAUCACUGCCAGGUUGCAACUUCCCAAACAUAUCACAUGUACACAAUGUGUUAUGCAAUGGUACUAUCAUGCAGGGAACAAUUGGGGCUGUGAGAGUAAUGGUCGGUGUUGUAAAGGAUGUGGGCCACAAGAGGAGUUCAAAAACUGUGCCGAUAUAGCCAUUGUGGGGGACAGCUCAGUAACACAGGACCCCGAGGUGGCCACUAGAACAGAAAGUAGCACAACUGCAAAAGCGAGCACAAAGGCGAAAGUGAGCACAACUACCCCACCUACAGCUAAGCCAACUAGGCCUACACCAAUAGUGAGCACUACCCCCAUAGUAAGACCAUCACCCCGUACUGGGUGUAGGGCAGCUGAGGGGCCCUUCAGGAACCAACCAGGUCUAGAUAAGUAUUGUGAGAUAAACUGUGCCAGAGGACACUGCCCUGCAACUCACUGUGUUUGCUAGAGGACACUUUAUUUGAGGAUAUUAAGCUGAUUUAAGGUGAACAGAGGGGGAUCAGAGUCCCCAUAAAUUACCACAUAAAUUGAAAUAUUGAUGCCAGUUAAGAAAAUUACAUGAAGGCAUUGGUCGUUAACAAUGUUUUGUCUUCAGAUGUGCUGACAGAACACCAUGAAAUAAGUACACCUUUGAUGUUACUACUAUUAUAAUUUUUGAUUAUUUUUGAACAAUAAAACAUAAUAGCAAAUUCUGUAC
Molecule: messenger RNA, 1561 nt
Organism: Owenia fusiformis
Lineage: Eukaryota; Metazoa; Annelida; Polychaeta; Sabellida; Oweniidae
Source: the annotation of a GenBank genome assembly